AUGUCAAGCCCUCAUCGUAUCCUAGUUGACGAUACAGACACGGAUUUGAUCCAAUACACAGGGCCAUGGUUUGCCUCUACCACUACACAAUUUAACGCAUUGGACAAUAAUGGCACUCCAUUUAUGGGUACGUUACACGGCACAACGUCGAAUGCGAGCUUCUCUUUCACUUUCAAUGGAACCUCGGUAGCCUUUGACGGAACAUUCAAUGAAACUCAGCCAUCUCCUGGGUCGAGUUUGGCACCACCUCCAUCUGUGCAAUGUACUGUACUCCUCAGCAACACAGUUAGUACCACGGCGUUUAAUCCACAUAUCGGAAACAACUUGGAAUUCUGCAACCAACUAGGGCCGCUGAUAGACGGUCAACACACGAUCAUUGUUAACGUAGCUUUUCCUCAGACGGAUGACCCAUCGUUAACCCCUCAAACCUUUUGGUUUGAUAACAUCGUUUAUGAGGCUUCCCCGUCAUCAUCGUUGAGCAAUUCAAGAGUCUUAAUUACCUCCCCAGAUCCACGCAUGCAUUUCAGUGAUGGAUGGACUCCUGGAUUUAUUGCAGGCUCGCCACAGGACACAGUCGGGAAUAAGACAAAUAUCAAGAAUUCUUCGUUCACCAUGGACUUCUACGCAACGACAGCAUCAUAUACCGUCGAUUCAGGACCUCCUACAAUAUUUGAUAUCCCCUCAAGUCACCCAGUAGAAUCCAAGCUGAAUGUGGUUGAGCCCAAUGUUUUCCUGUUUCAGACACCAAUCAAUAAAAAUGGACCUCACACUCUGACGGUCGUGUACAAUGGAAACAUGGAAUUUAACUCCACUCCACUAUCUCUUAACUAUAUCGUUGUCAACAACCGGACUUCCACUACAACAAUCCCUAACACUUCUUCUGUUACUUCCCCGUCGUUCUCAAAUACACGGGUGAAAACUGGGGCCAUAGUGGGAGGAACACUAGGCUCCGUUUUAACCAUUGCUCUCUUCACGACUUUCCUAUUUAUUCUUCUCCAGAGGCGUAGAAAGAGGUCUGAAGGUAACAAUGCUAUCGACGAAUCACUUUAUUGUUAUCCUCCACCAGUCAAUCCGUUCAUUGUCAGCAGGGAAGACAUCGUUGCCACAGCUGGAAAGACUAAUACAGCGAGCACGCCCUCCUCCUCCUCUCGUAAUCCUCCACAAUCUAGUAAAACGAGGACGAGGCAUGCCCUUAACGCGCCCAUGACUAGCUCGGAUCGAGUACGAGCUCCGAGGUCGGUUGCUCCUGCAAAUACACAGGGAAUUCUUCCUUCUUCGAUCAUAUCUCAGGGGACUCCCCAAGUUCGCACCUCAACAAUCGUGCGUAGGGAAGAAGAUAGUGGUAUUCGAAUAUCUCAAGGGCCGAAUGGAGCAGAAAUUACACUUCUGCCUCCCGAAUACACCCUCUCUUAA
Psilocybe cubensis is the source of this 1413-nucleotide messenger RNA. RefSeq lists its product as uncharacterized. The transcript has 3 exons. Bases 1 to 1413 code for a protein of 470 amino acids. NCBI's taxonomy places the organism in Eukaryota, Fungi, Basidiomycota, Agaricomycetes, Agaricales, Agrocybaceae. The record is from RefSeq and is a predicted model, not a curated record.